AUGUUGUCUUCGGUGCUGUCUCCAAUUGUUUCCAAUGCACAGACCAUGUCGUUAGUGGGUGGAUCCAUGAAUACAGGUCAAUCGUACAUGGUAUCUUGGAAUCCAAAUACAAGUAACUGGUUUUCAGUUAUUGCUGGAAGAGAUGUUUAUUAUUACAAAAUUGAUGAAAGAGUAUUGAGUAAUGUCUUGGAACAAAAAUCUACAUAUAACGGUUCUCAAGAAUUCUCAUCAAUUUCUACAACAUCGUUGCAAUCAGAGGCAUUGUGCUACUCCUGGUCUCCUGAAAGCAAAGAAACAUUUGCUGUUGGUCUUUCGAAUGGAUCAAUUCUACUUGAUGAUAUCCAAAGUGACCAACAUGUUUUUGCAGAGUUUACCCGAACAGAUCCAGCCAACAGAGGUAAAACAUCUUCACCUCCAUGUAGAUGUAUUGACUGGAAUCCAAUUGAAACUAAUUAUAUUGCUGCUGGUUACGAUAAAGUACCGAAACAAAAUUGUGUGGCUAUUUGGGAUUUGUCAAGAGUAACAUCAGGUGGAUUUAGUGGAAUAAUUUCUGAUACAGAAAGUACAAUUAGUAGCGACUAUGGAGGUCUCAGUUCAUUACACCAUGGAACAUUUGUUUCAAACUCUGUGAAAAAGCAGUCCAAUACUUUUCAAUUACCCUCUAGAUCAUAUUUUACAACUAAAAUUGUGACAAAGCCUCUAUACGAACUUUGCCCAGGAGAAGGAGCAACAUCCAUUUCCUGGAUGCCAAACCAAUCCAAUAUUUUCUUAUUAGGAACAAGUUUGAAAUAUAUUAGAUUAUUUGAUCUUAGAGAUUCCCUUGCAAUGAAAAGUUGUAAACCUUCGAAAAGCUUUGCAGUCCACAACAAAUCAGUUUUAGGAAUUCACUUUAAUCCAUUCGAUAGUAAUCAAUUUGCAACGUACUCUGAGGAAAGUGUUGUCCGAAUUUGGGAUCUGAGGAAAAUGCCCAACCCUAUCAAAGAGCUGAACGUGGCCUCAUUAUACCCUGCAUCAUCACAAAAAAUUCCUCCUAUUAUAUCACAAGUACAGUGGUCCACUUCUCACAAGAAUGUACUUGGAGUUUUGACCAAAGAUUCGAAUUCUAUCAAACUUUGCGAUUUAGCUGAGCAAGCUAAGACUGUGAAAUACAAGAUAUCUAAUUAUCAAACAGUUUUUUCAUCAAACAACAGCUCAAUUACUUCCUUUUCUUUCCAUCCAAAUAUUCCCAAAUGCAUACUUUUGUCAACGUAUUCAGGAUUUGUUCAGUAUACAUUUUUGAAAGAUUUUACAAAAUUCUCAAUAUCUUGUCACGAGGAAAUAAUAUCCGCUCAUAACAACCAAAUCAUAGAAAACAGCUUCAUGCAACCUAAUGAUAUUGUUUCUGUUAUGAAAGAAAGAGCAAAAAAAGCAAUUGGACUUGAUUUAAAACAUAACAUUGCCGUGUCAACCUCUUUAAAAGAUAUAGAUGGAGUAAUCAUUUGGUCUUGGAUACAUAAGAUGAGAGAGCUUAACAAAAUGAACGGACGAAAUCAAUCUAACGAACAAUUUUAUAUUGGAAUUCAAACGAUUCUGGAUUCUUCGAUACAGUUACAGAAUUUGACAGGCCAAGACGAUGGUGCAUUUUUACCUUUCAAACCUCUUCCUGGAACCGUUUCUCAUAAUUUUAAGGGUCAUACAAUUUCUCCGCAUUCUGAAAUUGUCAAACACUCCUCUACAACUCGAUAUCACAGCCCUCAACGAAGUAUUUGUCUAAAUGUUUGUGGAUGGGAUCAAGAAUAUUUGAAUGCACUAAAAAGCCCUCAAGUAGCUUCAGAGCAUUUGAACGAGAGAAGUGUCGCCAUAGCAAUAUUUAAUAUGGAUAUCAAGGCAGCAGCGAAUAUUCUUGGAUUACUUAGUGACAAUGACAAGAAAAGCAAUUACAUGUUUUUGGCAUAUGCACUUGGUGGAUAUUCAGACUCGAGACGAGAGGAAUUUCACAAUGUUUUCAACACUUUAUAUCCAAAGCUCAACGAUCCAUAUUUAUCAGCAGCAUUUGGAUUUUUAACAUCAGAUGAACCCAAAGACGUUGAAUGUGUACUAGAACAAAAAGCUAUUCCAGUGAGUGAUCGCAUUGCCUUUGCUUGUUACUACUUGAACGACUUUGAUCUCGGUAAAUAUAUUCUUUCUCUCAAAGAAAAAGGCUUGGCGACAGGAGAUAUCCAAGGCCUACUUCUAACAGGUUUGCAAUCUAACGAAAGUUAUCAAUUAAUGCAGAAAUAUGUAGAUCGAACUGGUGACGUUCAAACAGCAUGCUUAGUAUUUAACAGAGCACUUACCAGCAAGAACAACAAUAGCAUUGCAGAUAUUUGGAUGGAAAAUUAUAGAGAUUUACUUGACCGCUGGAAGAUGUGGGAAGAACGUGCCUUUUUAGAUAUUAGUAUUCAACAAAGUUUGCGUGGAGAGUCUGUCAUUAGUCACGAAGGUACAAAUCCUACUCAGAACGCAGUCACUCCAUUUUCGGGAACCACUCCAAUUCUGCAAGCCAGCGUCUCUAUCAAAUGUGCCUUUUGCUCUCAAUCACUCCAUCACUCCAGUUUGCUAUCAAGUAAGGGUGGAAGGCAAGCUCAACUAGCCAACAAACAUGGUAAUAGCCUAUCCAUGCCUAAAAGUACCAGUUGUCCUUCGUGUAGGAAACCACUCCCCAAGUGUGCCGUUUGUUUGAUGGCUUUUGGCUCUCCUUCACAUUCCAUGGGUGGAAAUAGCUCAUCGGAAAUGGACUUUUGUUUCUCAUGGUGCACACGUUGCAAGCAUGGAGGUCAUGUGAAGCAUUUGUUGGAUUGGUUUGAGAACCACGAAGAGUGCCCAGUGAGCGAUUGCAAAUGCAAAUGUUUUUCUUAUCUUUAA
This is a messenger RNA of Naegleria lovaniensis, 2883 nucleotides long. RefSeq lists its product as uncharacterized. Gene Ontology annotation, molecular function: protein binding. Lineage: Eukaryota; Heterolobosea; Eutetramitea; Acrasida; Naegleriidae. Gene Ontology annotation, cellular component: cytoplasm. Bases 1 to 2883 code for a protein of 960 amino acids. The transcript is spliced from 4 exons. The record is from RefSeq and is a predicted model, not a curated record.